UACCAGCAGCCAUGAGAACAACACUUCUAUUAAGUUUAUACGUAACUUUCACUCUUGCCUUUACUUUUGAUCGAGCAAGAAUUAGUGCUAUUCCAGGAAUUGGUAGUUCUCCUGAAGAUAACAAUCAAACUACCAUGCUAAGCCAUUAUCAGGAUAGGUUGAGUCACUAUGAAGAUAAGUUGAGCUUCUAUGAGAAUAAGUUGAACCACUACUAUCUACUACUUUAUCACGAGAAGUUGAGCUUCUAUGAGGAUAAGUUGAGCCACUAUGAGGAUAAGUUGAGCCACUAUGAGGAUAAGUUGAGUUUCUAUGGGAAUAAGUCUAGUCAGUACGAAGAUAAGUUGAGCAACUGUGAGAAUAAGUUGAGUCACUACGGGGAUAAGUUGAGCAGCUGUGAGAAUAAGUUGAGUCACUACGGGGAUAAGUUGAGCCACUAUGAAAAUAAGUUGAGUCACUAUGAGUAUAAGUUGAUCCAACAUGAGGGAAAGUUUAGUUACUAUGAAAAUAGGUUAAGUCAUUAUGCGGAUAAGUUGAACCACUAUGAGGAUAAGUUGAGUCACUAUGAAGAUAAGUUGAGUCACUACGAAGAUAAGUUGAGUCUCAGAUCCACAUACAACAUACAUCCAGUGACAAACGUAACACAUGCAGAGAGUCCAUCGGUGAACGUCACAUAUGCUUUAAAAGGUAAAAAAAUAGGAAGAGCAGAGUUGGAGGGAGAUAGAGACGAAGCAAUGACUGCUACAUCUUGGAAAGACGACAAACCUUGGAAAUUAGAUCCAUUGUCGGAAGAGUAUGAAAGGCCCAAAGAAGAUACAAAUAUAUCUGUUAAAAUACUUAUUGUACAGGAUGAUAUAGUAUCUGUACUUGACCUCGCCACGAAAGAACUUCUUCCACCCCUCAGGGAUGAAGAAUAUGUUCAAUUCCGGAGCAUCGACUACUUAUACAAUGAACGCUUAAUAUUCUACUUGGCAAACAGCUGUAUUAUGAGAGCUACAUUUGAUGAAGAUUUCCAACUAUCCAAAGAAACAAUUAUAGUAAACAACACAGGUGACGAGCGGAUAAGCUUAGCUGUUGACUGGGUCAGCAGACAUCUUUACUGGAUAGAAGAAAAUGGCCAGCGUAUCAUAAAAUCUGAUCUGGAUGGUGAAAAUCAAAAGAUAGUGGUGCAAAACUCGAGAACCUACAGCUUCACUUUUCCCAAUAACAUUGUCGUGGACCCCUGUAAUGGAUUGGUAUUUUUUGUCAGUAACUAUGCAGUUUACAAAAUAGAGUCAAAUGGAGAUAUUAAACAGAUUGAAAUAGAUGGAAAUCAUCCUGGAGAAAGGGAAAGAGGUGUAAGAACGAUAGCACUUGACAGAACUAGGAAAUAUAUUUAUAUCUCCGGGGAAGAAAUAAAAGUGGCUGACAACACUCAUUACUUAGCAAGAGUCCGCUAUGAUGGUAGUCAUAUUAAAGAAUUUCCCAUGAAGGGCAUGAGUGAUAUCUUCAGCAUGGAUGUGUUUGAUGAUACAUUAUAUUGCGCUGAAUUUAAACCCGAAGUUGAAGAACGCCUGUUGUCAGUUAGUACGACUAUAUCUGAUAAACUGUCCCCUACAAAACUGUUCGUACCACGAAGAUAUUACCAAAGCAUUUUUGACUUCAAGAUAUACGGGCCGAGGAUUCAGAAGUGUACUUGUUCAUAGCUGACAAAUAGUAACAUUUUGUACAGAAACUAAACUUUAAUUUACCAAAAUAUAUCUUUUUCGAUAUUCACUAACAGUUUUAUAGAAAUAUAUAUUGUUUUUUAAUAAACAGUAAAUUUAUAACUUGAGAAGUAUUGUUUCGCGUUUUACCCCAAGAUCAUUUAUAACUAUUUCAUCUCUGUUGAUGAAAACUAUGUAAAAUAAAUACAAAACAUAAUAGCUUU
This is a messenger RNA of Macrosteles quadrilineatus (aster leafhopper), 1906 nucleotides long. RefSeq lists its product as uncharacterized. NCBI's taxonomy places the organism in Eukaryota, Metazoa, Arthropoda, Insecta, Hemiptera, Cicadellidae. The transcript is spliced from 6 exons. The record is from RefSeq and is a predicted model, not a curated record. The coding region runs from base 12 to 1682 and encodes 556 amino acids.